AUGUCUCCUACAGCUUUGAGAAAUACUGACACGGUCGAGAUCGUGGACAUUCACCAGAAUGACAUGGAAUUCUCCCUCGUUGAUGAUAUCUACAAGAAUUUGGACCCACCUGCAGAUACACCACGCACAUUCCCUACCCUCCUGCUAUACGAUGCCAAAGGACUGAAGCUCUUUGAGAAGAUUACAUACCUGGAGGAAUAUUACCUUACCAACACGGAAAUUGAGGUCUUGACGAACCACGCGAAGCGGAUAGUCGAGCGCAUUCCGGAGAAUGCACAGUUGGUGGAGCUUGGUAGUGGAAAUCUGCGCAAGAUCGAGAUUCUGCUCCGUGAGUGUGAGCGAACAGAAAAGAAAGUAGAUUAUUACGCGCUGGACCUUUCCCUAGUGGAAUUGCAGCGGACAUUCUCCGAGAUCUCGCCCGAGAGCUUCGUGCAUGUGGGAUUCCACGGUCUCCAUGGAACCUAUGAUGACGCCGUUGGGUGGUUGCAGAGCCCAGAGAACCGACAGCGGCCGACGGUUGUCAUGUCAAUGGGAUCUUCAAUGGGCAAUUUUGGUCGUUCAAGUGCCGCUGAGUUCUUGGGCGGAUUCUCCAAAUUGCUGGAUCCGUCUGAUUUCAUGCUGAUCGGAUUGGAUGCCUGCAAGAACCCAGAGAAAGUGUUCAGGGCAUACAAUGAUAGCGAAGGCAUCACCCACCAGUUCUAUGAAAAUGGUCUGGUGCAUGCCAACGCGGUUCUUGGCUUUGAAGCCUUUAAGCAUGGUGAAUGGGAGAUCUUGACUGGGUAUGAUAGCCACGAAGGACGGCAUCAAGCUUGCUAUGCUCCCAAGGUCGAUGUGGUCAUCAAUGGCAUCAAGAUCCCUAGAGGUGAAAAGCUUGUCUUUGAGGAGGCAUGGAAAUACGGCCGCGAUGAACGCGAUGCAUUGUGGCGAAAGGCAGACCUUAUCUCUCAAGUGGAGUUUGGGAAUUCCACUGAUGAUUAUCAUGUCCAUUUACUAUCACCUGCAGCGCUUGACACAUCCACAGACCCUUCGCAAUACGCGCCUCAGCCAAUCCCAAACAUCGAAAAUUUCCAGUCACUAUGGACUGCGUGGGAUCUUGCAACCAAAACUAUGAUUCCCCGUGAAGAGCUUUUGUCGAAGCCAAUCAAGCUCCGCAAUGCGCUUAUAUUUUAUCUCGGCCACAUCCCAACAUUUUUCGAUAUCCAUUUGACUCGCGCUCUACACGAGGAUCCUACUGAGCCUAGAUAUUACCAGCAAAUCUUCGAGCGUGGCAUUGAUCCAGACGUCGAAGACCCGGAACAAUGCCAUAACCACAGUGAAAUCCCCGAUGAGUGGCCUCAAUUGAACCAAAUUUUGGACUAUUCAGAGAAAGUUCGAACCCGUGCGCGAUCAAUUCUACAGGAAGGAUCUACAUCACAAGACCGAACUCUUGGAGAGGCUCUUUGGAUUGGCUUUGAACAUGAAGCCAUGCACCUUGAGACCUUCCUCUAUAUGUUACUCCAGAGUGACAAGACCUUGCCACCUACGGGGGUCGCACGCCCAAACUUCGAGGAAAUCAGCCUAGAGGCCAAGAAACAUGAAAGGCCAAAUACAUGGUUCAGUAUCCCGGCACAGACACUGAAGAUUGGCUUGGAUGACUGUGAUGAAGAGGUCAUGCCAAAGAGUUCUUUCGGUUGGGACAAUGAGAAGCCCCAGAGAACGGCCAAUGUGCAUGCCUUUGAAGCCCAAGCACGACCCAUCACCAACGGUGAAUAUGCUGAAUAUAUGCAAGCUCAUGAUAUCCAAACACUCCCCGCAUCUUGGGUGCUGAUCCCAGGGCAAGACAAUCCGAUCUCGAGAGGGAUUGGUCAUUCAAUCACUCAAGCUGGAUCAAGUUACCACUCAACGGGAUUUUCCACUGACAGGAUUGCCGUCCGAACAGUAUUUGGACCUGUCGCUUUGAAGUAUGCACAGGACUGGCCGUUCAGUGCUUCUUAUGACGAACUAGCGAGCUACGCAAAGUGGAUGAACUGCAGGAUCCCCACCUUUGAAGAGGUCAAGAGUAUCUAUCAGUACGCUGAGCAGACCCAAGGUCAUCAAACUUCAAACGGCUACAGCAAUGGGACCAAUGGGUCUUAUUCCCACGAUAUGAAACCACACUCUGCUAGUCAGGGACUCUUCCGUGAUCUUAAGGGCUGCAACGUUGGCUUCAAGAACUGGCAUCCUGUUCCGGUCACCCCCAAUGGUGACAAGCUAGCUGGUCAAGGUGGCAUGGGAGGUGUCUGGGAGUGGACCAGCACACCAUUGACGCCACACGAGGGAUUCAAAUCAAUGGAAAUCUACCCUGGAUAUACAUCGGACUUUUUCGAUGGAAAGCACAAUGUUAUGCUUGGAGGCUCUUGGGCUACUUUGCCCCGCAUCGCUGGUCGGACCAGCUUUGUCAAUUGGUACCAGCACAACUACCUAUAUGCCUGGGCUGGAGCUCGACUGGUGAGAGAUGUAUAG
This is a messenger RNA of Penicillium antarcticum, 2481 nucleotides long. RefSeq names its product DUF323 domain protein. The coding region runs from base 1 to 2481 and encodes 826 amino acids. The transcript has 7 exons. NCBI's taxonomy places the organism in Eukaryota, Fungi, Ascomycota, Eurotiomycetes, Eurotiales, Aspergillaceae. The record is from RefSeq and is a predicted model, not a curated record.